AUGGCUCCUCCGGGUAAAUGUUGCGAAGACCCGAACCAUCAACACGAUGACCCUGAACUGGGCAUUCAAUACAGUUUGUACAAGAAAAUCAACAUCAAUGAUUUGGUGUGCCUGAAUGAAUCAGUCGAGGGAUCAGGAAGAAGUAUUUUUAAAGCUUGGGAGAAUAGAAAAGAUAGAAAUACUUUUGUGGAAUCAGACGCAGACGAAGAAUUACUAUUCAACAUCCCAUUCACAGGAAAUGUUAAACUCAAAGGCAUUAUAAUUAUUGGGGAUAGCUCAGAAUCACAUCCUUCCAAAAUGAGAUUAUACAAAAACCGAGAAUCUAUGACAUUUGAUGAUGUUUCUUCAACAGCAGACCAAGAGUUUCACCUACAAAAAGACACUGAAGGUGUGCUGGAAGUAGUGACUUUUAACAACGUCAACCAUCUCUCAAUUCACUUUCCAACCAAUUUUGGUGAUGAGCAUACCACAAUUUAUUACAUAGGCUUGAGAGGCGAAUACUUUGAAGCCCACCGUCACGGAGUUACAAUUUGUAACUAUGAAUUAAGGCCUAAUAUGUCUGACCAUAAAAAUCCUUUAGAUGAAGCUGUUAACUCUCAUAUUUCUUGA
Ceutorhynchus assimilis (cabbage seed weevil) is the source of this 609-nucleotide messenger RNA. NCBI's taxonomy places the organism in Eukaryota, Metazoa, Arthropoda, Insecta, Coleoptera, Curculionidae. The record is from the annotation of a GenBank genome assembly.